Molecule: messenger RNA, 1266 nt
Organism: Vigna angularis (adzuki bean)
Lineage: Eukaryota; Viridiplantae; Streptophyta; Magnoliopsida; Fabales; Fabaceae
Exons: 5
Coding region: 142-1083 (313 amino acids)
Molecular function (GO): hydrolase activity
Source: RefSeq, a predicted model, not a curated record
UUUUUAAACCAUAGAAAAUUCCAAAAGAUUCCGUGAACAAGUCUGUUGACAUUGAUAUUUCUGCGACACUCUGUUUCCUUUGAAAUUCUACUGUUUUUCUGAGACAGUGUUGUUGAAUUGCAGUAAACCCGCCCUUGUAUUAUGGAGAAGAUCCAGCACAGUGAAGUGGAAGUGAAGGGACUGAAGCUGCACGUGGCAGAGAUUGGAACUGGGUCCAAGGCAGUGCUAUUCUUACAUGGAUUCCCAGAGAUCUGGUACACAUGGAGGCACCAGAUGAUUGCUUUGGCAAACGCUGGUUAUAGAGCUAUUGCCUUUGACUUCAGAGGCUAUGGACUCUCUCAGCAACCAGCUGAGCCAGAAAAGGAAACUAUGUAUGACCUAGUUGAUGAAAUAGUGGGUCUUUUGGAUGCCUUAGACAUAACCAAGGCUUUCCUUGUUGGCAAGGAUUUUGGGGCAAUCCCGGCAUAUCUUACAGCAGCUUUGCACCCAGAAAGAGUGGGUGCUAUCAUAACUUUAGGCGUUCCUUUUUUGCUUCCUGGUCCCUCUGCUGUCAAAAACCACCUUCUCCCAAAAGGCUUCUACGUUACUAGGUGGCAGGAGCCUGGGAGAGCAGAAGCAGAUUUUGGCCGGUUUCCUGUGAAAUCGGUGAUAAGGAACAUCUACACUCUCUUCUCUAAAAGUGAGGUUCCAGUAGCAGCUGAUGAUCAAGAAAUCAUGGACUUGUUCAACCCAUCUACUCCUCUACCACCAUGGUUCUCUGAGGAAGACCUUGCAACCUAUGCAUCUUUAUAUGAAAAAUCUGGAUUCAGAUAUGCAUUGCAGGUUCCUUACAGGAGUCUCAAUGUGGAAACUGGCUCAGGUGAACUAAAGGUUACAAAUCCAGCACUUCUCAUCAUGGGUGAGAAAGAUUAUGUUUUCAAGUUUCCAGGCAUGGAGGACUAUAUCCGAGGUGGGGCAGUAAAAAAUGUUGUGCCGGACUUGGAAAUCACAUAUAUUCCGGAAGGAAGUCAUUUUGUGCAUGAACAAAUUCCAGACAAGGUGAACCAGCUCAUCAUUGAGUUCAUUGACAAACAAAGCAUCUGAAUCUGUUCUGGGGAAAAAAGCAUGUUUCCAUUAAGAUUUGUUUAAUUUCUAAUCUGCUUAAUCCAACGUACGGUGUAAUAUCCGGCUCUGAUACCUCCAGUUCAUGAAGAAGGGGGUAUACGUUGUAAUAAAGUCUGGAACUAAAUAUCAAAUAAAAUCUGCAAUUUGUGAUGGUUGAUGUUA